UAGUACCUCUAUAUUUCGGGGUAGGUAGUACCUCUAGCGAGCGAAACGACAAAAUUAUUGUAUAAUUAAACCUUGGUUUUCCUUAUCCGGACCCAAAAAUGGUAUACAAUCCAGUAGAGAGAAUAUAGUUAUGAACAUACAUAUACGCCCCUUCUGAAUGUUAUCGUAGGAUCAAACUCUCUUUCGGACAGGUGUUGAUACGAAAGAGUGAGAAAGAUUUUCCUCAACCAGUUUUUGUUGCUCAGUAAUAGGCUUAUUAUGACAAGCUCAAUUCCUACCAUCGAGCCGGAACUGGUUCUAGCCCAUAAAUUUCCAGAGUCCUUUUUCGAUUAUACAGAAAGGGACGUGGCACUCUACGCACUUGGUGUUGGAGCAUGUGGAGCUAAUGCUGUGGAUGAAGAAGAAUUGAAAUAUGUAUACCAUCAAUAUGGGCAGUCUUACAUUCAGGUUCUGCCAACUUUUGCAGUUCUGUUUCCAUUUGGGUUGACAUUCAACUUGAUGGAGGUUCCUGGCCUCUACUUUGAGCCAAGUCUUUUGUUGCAUGGCCAACAGUACUUAGAGGUUUAUAAGCCAUUUCCAACUAAUUGCCAUAUCCAAAAUAGAGCACACAUUGCAGGACUGCAUGAUAAAGGUAAAGCAACCAUCCUGGAAAUAGAAAGUACGAGCAUUAACAAAGAAACAGGAGAAGUGCUUUGCAGGAACAGGAAUACAGUUUAUCUCCGUGGAACAGGUGGUUUCUCAAAGACUUCAGAUCUAUAUUCAUACUCAUCUCCAAGUUUGAUGCCCAAAGUCACUCCUGUGGUGAUUCCAAAGGGUACUCCUUUUGCUGUCUAUGAAGACAAGACACAGCAAUCCCAAGCUUUACUAUAUCGACUAUCAGGAGACUACAACCCUUUGCAUUCUGAUCCCAUGGUUGCAAAUAUUGCAGGGUUUUCUCGUCCAAUACUACAUGGAUUAUGCACACUUGGAUAUGCAGUGAGGGCCAUCAUUAAAUGUUGCUGCAACGGGAAGCCAGCCCUAGUGAAAAGUGUUUUAGGUCGAUUUAUAUUACAUGUCUACCCUGGGGAAACACUAAUCACAGAGAUGUGGAAAACCGAUUCAAGGAUAAUAUACCAAACUAGAGUAAAGGAAAGACAAAAAGUUGUCUUGUCAGGUGCUGUGGUGGUUAAUCAUCUUUCCUCUUCUUUGUGAACUAAUUCAUGAUGUUUAACUUCAUUUUUUCUCCUAUAUAUCUGAUUUAGUGCCUGUUGGGAGGCAAUGAUAAUUUCAUAUCAGAAAUGCUCUGAUUUUUUUUUAUUACUGCAUGAAAAUAAAGUUGUAUGUAAUUGGGUCAUCGAACAGAAAUUUAUUAGUAUUCAACUGAAAAUAAGGACUGGACACGAAUUUUCACA
Cryptomeria japonica (Japanese cedar) is the source of this 1391-nucleotide messenger RNA. Its product is annotated as enoyl-CoA hydratase 2, peroxisomal. NCBI's taxonomy places the organism in Eukaryota, Viridiplantae, Streptophyta, Pinopsida, Cupressales, Cupressaceae. Gene Ontology annotation, cellular component: peroxisome. The transcript has 12 exons. The coding region runs from base 259 to 1191 and encodes 310 amino acids. The record is from RefSeq and is a predicted model, not a curated record.